Penicillium verhagenii is the source of this 1269-nucleotide messenger RNA. RefSeq lists its product as uncharacterized. Lineage: Eukaryota; Fungi; Ascomycota; Eurotiomycetes; Eurotiales; Aspergillaceae. Gene Ontology annotation, molecular function: FAD binding. The transcript is spliced from 4 exons. The record is from RefSeq and is a predicted model, not a curated record. The coding region runs from base 1 to 1269 and encodes 422 amino acids.
AUGGAAAAGGAACGUCCCUUCAAAGUUCUCAUAGUCGGCGGCUCAAUCACGGGUCUGACGCUCGCCGCUGCCCUUGCCCGCGCAGAUAUCGAUUUUCUCGUACUCGAAGGCUAUGGCAAGAUCGAUCCGACAAUCGGCGCUGCGUUGACAGUUCCCACCAAUGCACUGCGAAUUUACGAUCAAAUGGGCAUAUACGAUGAUAUCAAAGCACACAUUAAGCCGUGCACAGAUGUCUACACAUACCAGGAAAAUGACAAGAGCAAGGUGCUGUUGAACAAGAGAAUCAUAAGGGUUGAUCAUUCCGAUACUGGUGUGGUUGCACACUGUGAGGAUGGGACUGAGUACACCGGUAGUAUGAUUGCUGGUGCGGAUGGAGUUCAUAGUACCAUUCGGGGUGAGAUGUGGAAGUUUAUGGAGCAGAGCCGGAAAGGGAAGAAGAAGGCUGAGAAAGAUAGGAAAGCUAUGACGGCUGAGUUUGCGUGCAUCUUUGGAAUAUCCAGUCCAGUAGAGGGCCUCAAGCCGGGGAUUAUCUAUCGGACCUGGGGUAAAAACUUCACCAACUUUGCAAACGUUGGGGAAGACAACCAGGUCUUUUGGGUCCUCUUCACCAAGAUGGACCAAAAGUUUCAAUAUCCCAAUGUACCGAAGUUCACGAGAGUGGAACAAGACGCGCUGGUUAAGAAAUAUGCGGAUUCUCAUGUUGCAGAAGGUAUCAAGCUUGGGACGAUUUAUGAGAACAUGACAAGUUCCUCAUUUAUUGCUCUGGAAGAAGGAGUAUGCAAGUUGUGGACGUGGGGUAGAUUCGCAUGCUUGGGUGACUCGGUUCACAAGACAACGCCCAACAUCGGUCAAGGUGCUGGUAUGGCUAUUGCCGACGCCGCAUCCCUUGCGAACCAUAUUGUGUCGAUUGCGAAGAGCUCAGAUGGCAUGCCGUCAUCGGAUGAUAUUACCGCGGGCCUCAAAAAAUGGGCAGGAAGUCUACGGCCAAGAGCGCAGUCAAUCUGCGAUGCAGGAGCUCUCUAUAUGAGGUUAGAGGCACUAGCUAACUGGCCGCUCAAGUUAGCUGGGCUUUACAUUGCGCCCCACAUCCCGACAGUUUUUGCGGAUCUUCUCAGUGUUCUUGAUAUUGGGGGACCAACAUUGAAUUUUCUAGCAUUGCCGGAGACGAAGAAUGAUUCCGUGUCGACUGAGAAAGAAGCAAACAAACGGAAGUGGAAGGUGAGCUGGUAUAUUCGAGCAUUCUGGGCUGCGAAUUUGAAGUUGAAAUGA